Molecule: messenger RNA, 3189 nt
Organism: Ipomoea nil (Japanese morning glory)
Lineage: Eukaryota; Viridiplantae; Streptophyta; Magnoliopsida; Solanales; Convolvulaceae
Product: probable LRR receptor-like serine/threonine-protein kinase At3g47570
Exons: 2
Coding region: 40-3078 (1012 amino acids)
Biological process (GO): protein phosphorylation
Cellular component (GO): plasma membrane
Molecular function (GO): ATP binding; protein kinase activity; protein binding
Source: RefSeq, a predicted model, not a curated record
CAGCAAGAGUGUAAUAAUAUAUCUCCAGGCCAGUUAGAAAUGGGAAACUCUUUCAUCCACCUUUUCUUUCUCCUACUUAUUUUCUCAUGCAAAAACACAUACUAUUCCCUUGCACAGUCCACCUCUACAAGUGUUGUGACAGACAAGGAGGCCUUGAUCUCAUUCAAGGCUAACAUAAACACAGAAACACACAAUCCUGUGUUAUCUACCUGGGACAUAAACCUUUCUCCAUGUAACUGGACAGGGGUUGUCUGUAACCGGAAGCUGAGCCGAGUCGUCGGGCUUCAGCUUUCCGGUCUUGCACUAACAGGCUCCAUAAGUCCCUCUCUGGGCAACCUCUCGUUCCUCAGAUCACUUCAGCUUCAGAACAAUCAGCUCACAGGAAACCUCCCUGAUCAGAUUGGCAAUCUUUUUCGUCUCCGGGUUCUAAACAUCAGCUCCAACACCAUUCAAGGCGUUAUACCGCCUAACAUUAGUCAGUGCAAGGAGCUCAGGGUUCUUGAUCUGAUGCAUAAUCAGAUCUCGGGAUCAAUCCCGGGAGAGAUUGGCAAUCUCCGGCAGCUGCAAGUCAUUAGUUUGGGGGGGAACCAUCUCUCCGGUGCAAUUCCACCGUCAAUAUCCAAUGUUUCUUCCCUCACUGUCCUAAGGUUAUCCACAAACAACCUCGCUGGUGAAAUUCCUAGUGAUUUAGCCAAGCUUAGGUUGUUGAAGGUGCUUGAUCUUACAAUUAACAACAUCAAUGGCGCCGUCCCUUCUUCCAUCUACAACAUGUCUUCGCUCCAAACCUUGGCGUUAGCCUCCAACAACUUGUGGGGUGAUUUGCCUGGAGAUGUUGGCGUCACCCUCCCAAAUCUUCUCGUCUUCAACUUCUGCUUCAACAAAUUCACAGGCACAAUCCCGGCCUCCCUGCACAAUCUAACCAACAUAAAGGUUAUUCGCAUGGCCAACAACUCUUUGCACGGGACUGUACCGCCAGGACUGGGAAAUUUACCCUUUCUUGAGAUGUACAAUAUCGGGCAUAACAUGAUUGUCAGCUCCGGCGAAAAUGGUCUAAGCUUUCUUGAAUCCUUAACCAACAGUUCCCGUUUAAAUUUCCUUGCUUUUGACUACAAUCUUCUUGAGGGUGUAAUCCCAGACUCCCUAGGUAACCUUUCCAAGCUCCUCCAAAAGCUGUACAUGGGUGGAAAUCGUUUCGUUGGUACCAUUCCACCUUCACUUGGUCUGCUAAGUGGCUUAACUUUGUUUGAUGCACAUCAAAAUUCCAUUUCGGGUCAGAUACCACCUGAAAUUGGUCAACUGGAGAAUCUGCAGGAAUUGAAAUUGGCCGGAAAUAGGUUGUCGGGUGGGAUUCCAAGUUCCUUGGGCAAUCUCCAAAAACUAAAUAAGAUUGAUCUGUCUGAAAAUGAGUUGGUGGGUAGCAUACCUUCUAGUUUUGAGAACUUCAGGAGUAUUCUUUCCAUAGACUUAUCCAAGAAUAAGUUAAAUGGGAGCUUGCCAAAACAGAUUUUCACACUCCCUAGUCUAGGUGCUUUUCUUAAUCUCUCCCAGAACUAUCUUACCGGUUCUUUGCCUGAAGAAAUUGGGGUCUUAGAGAAUGUUGUCACAAUUGACAUUUCUGGCAACCUUUUAUCUGGGAACAUCCCGAAAUCCAUUGGGAAGUGUAACAGCUUGGAGAGCCUGUUUCUUGCCAAUAAUAUGCUCUCUGGCCAGAUUCCAGACACCAUAUCAGACCUGAGAGGUUUGGAAACUCUGGACAUCUCCUCCAACCAUCUCUCCGGCCAAAUUCCAACUGAUAUGCAGAAGUUGCAGGCCCUGCAGGUGUUGAAUCUCUCUCACAACAACUUGGAAGGCCAGGUCCCCUGCAAUGGGGUCUUUGCAGACCCCUCUAAGUUUCAUCUGGAAGGCAAUCAAAAUCUUGCUUCAGACCUGAAAUAUUGCAGGAUUAAUAAUAGGCCUCGUCAUAAAAGAAGAUUAACCUUCGUCUACAUCGCAAUACCAUUGAUUGCAGUUUUAGCAAUACUUUUCACAGCGGGUGUGGUGUUUUACAUCAAAAGAAGCAGAGCAACCACCAAGAACCUGUUUGAAUCAUUUGGGCCGAAUAAGCAACACCAGAUGAUUACUUAUGAGGAGCUCCGUCUCGCAACUGACAAUUUCACAGAAGAAAAUCUCAUUGGAAGUGGCAGCUUUGGGUCUGUUUACAAAGCACUUCUAGGAGGAACACCCCUUGCGGUUAAGGUCAUGAAUAUGGGGAUCACGGGUUAUUGGAAGAGCUUUACGGCUGAAUGUGCAGCUCUGAAGAGUGUGAGGCAUCGGAAUCUUGUCAAACUCAUCACAGUAUGCUCAAGCAUAGACUGCAAAAACAUGGAAUUUUUAGCCCUGGUGUUUGAGUUCAUGGGAAAUGGGAGUUUGGAGGAUUGGAUUACUAGAAAGAGAAGAAACUCUAAUGGAGAUGGGAUGAAGGUUUUGGAUAGACUAAACGUGGCGAUUGAUGUUGCCAGCGCCUUAAGUUAUCUGCACCAUGAAUGUGAAACUCCCAUUAUUCACUGUGAUUUGAAGCCCGGAAAUGUUCUUUUGGACAUGGACAUGACUGCCAAGGUCGGAGAUUUCGGUCUUGCUAGAUUCUUGAUUGGAAGAAACGAUGAACACCAACCUUCUAUUAGCUCCACGCACCUUCUCAAAGGCUCCAUUGGUUACAUACCACCAGAGUAUGGCUUGGGGGAGAAACCAUCCACGGCCGGAGACGUGUAUAGUUAUGGCAUUCUUUUGCUGGAGCUCUUCACCGGCAAGAGCCCAACAAAUGACAUUUUCAAGGGAGAGUUGAGCCUAAGAGACUGGGUGAAAAUGAAUUUCCCCGAAAAGAUAAAUGAAUUGCUAGACACUGAUCUCCUUCCACUAGUGAACAACCAUUGCCAAAAUGGGAAGUGUGCUAGCUCGGAGAUUCAAGGCAAUUGUUUGAUCUCCAUUGUUGAGAUUGGUUUAUCUUGUGCUCUUGAUUCUCCAGCUGGGCGCAUAACCAUAAGAGAUGCUCUUCAUAAGUUGAAAUCUGUCAAAGACACACUCCUGAAAGCCUCACCUUAAUGAUUCCUAAUCAUACUAUAUUAUAUAGUGCUGGGAGUAACACCUUUGCCUCGAUUAUAAAAUAAGAGUGUGUGCAGUAGUAUCAACAUUAUAGUUAGUUUAAUGUAACAA